Trichomycterus rosablanca is the source of this 1490-nucleotide messenger RNA. RefSeq names its product limb and CNS expressed 1 (gene lix1). Gene Ontology annotation, cellular component: cytoplasm. The record is from RefSeq and is a predicted model, not a curated record. The transcript has 6 exons. Bases 123 to 1052 code for a protein of 309 amino acids. Gene Ontology annotation, biological process: autophagosome maturation. NCBI's taxonomy places the organism in Eukaryota, Metazoa, Chordata, Actinopteri, Siluriformes, Trichomycteridae.
CAAGGAGAACCCCACACACUUUGCCAAAACAGAGCUGAAGUUUGUAGUGGACAAAGUUCCUCAUUGAAGAGCAUGUGAGAGAAUUUAAAGAAAGCUACUGCUGGAAAUUUGGGAAGAGAGAUAUGGCGUCCAUAACAGACUCAGAUGAUGACAGAGCCUUUAAGGACUUAAACGUUGUCGGGAUGCUUCAUCAGUUCUGGGAGCAAAAACAGGUAAAUCAUGCUAUGGCUGAGACAGAAAACCUGGUGGUUUAUGAAUCCAUUCCUUCACCCGGACCUCCAUUCAUCUGCUAUGUCACCUUACCAGGGGGAAGCUGUUUCGGCAACUUCAAGUAUUGUUACACUAAGGCAGAAGCCAGACGUGAUGCAGCUCGUGUUGCUUUGAUGAACUCAACCUUCAAUGAGCUUCCCAGUCGGUGUAUUACCCCAGAAUUCAUCACCUGCAGCAUAAAGGAGGCAGUCAUCACCACUGGUGCUAGCAUGGAGGACGCAGAUGACCCAAGCACCAGUAUAGGAACUUACUGCUUCAUGCUCAAGUCCAACAUAGGCAAAACCAUGCUGGAAUUUCAGGAACUAAUGACAGUGUUUCAGCUCUUACACUGGAAUGGGACUCUGAGAGCUUUCAGAGAAAAGAAAUGGAGCCGUCAGGAGGUAAUUAGCUACUACUCGGAGCGACGCCUGGAUGAGUGCAUGCGCAGCCACAUGGCUCUGGACUGGCUGCAAAAAGAGAAGCGAAUGCCUGGGCUGCUAUCACGUGAUCUGCAGCUUGCACUUAGAGAGCUGGCACAGGCACGACAGGCUGGCCGAGAGCUGCGCUUCUACAAGGAGAAGAAAGAAAUCCUCAGCCUGGCACUCAGUCAGGCAAGCACUGAGGAGCUACAGGCUUACUGUGAGGAGGAGGAGGGCGAGCUGGAAGCAUCCUGGAGAAGAGAUACUACAAUGGAGCAUCUAAAGCGUUACAGUCAUGAUCUGAACAGGAGGAAGUUUAAGCCAUCAGAACACCACCAGUUUUACUAUAUGGACAGUGGGAGUGACAGAGAGUCAAUAGGAUGAGGUGUGUGUUGGGUUAGAGUAAAAGGGACCUUUCACUGAGUAAGACUGAGAAUAUUCAUUUAUGAAUCUCUAUUUUUGGACCAACAUGGUGAUAAAACCGGUCCUUAAAAAUUGGCCAAUUUUAUUUUGGUAUUUGGUGACUUUAGUCUUCGAGUUAGAUCUUGUACUUUUGUACAUUUUAAAUCUUUUAAAGUGCUGGUAAUAAGCUGGGGAAACAUCAAGUGCAAGCUUCAUUCACAAGCUAAACCCCAUAGACUAUGCAUUCUAUUAUUAAGAGGCAUAUAAUACACAGUAAAGCUAUAUUACCAAUAAAUGGAACAAACCUACCAUUCUGUAGUUAUCUGUAAAGAAAUCUGUAGUUAUCUGUAAAUAAAUAUCUUCAAUGGCUAUGGUGAUCAACCUACAACCCCUAUCCCCUGCCUUUAAAAUAAAUUUAAU